Messenger RNA from Lineus longissimus, 6039 nucleotides. Its product is annotated as beta-1,3-galactosyltransferase 5-like. The transcript has a single exon. NCBI's taxonomy places the organism in Eukaryota, Metazoa, Nemertea, Pilidiophora, Heteronemertea, Lineidae. The coding region runs from base 255 to 1475 and encodes 406 amino acids. Gene Ontology annotation, molecular function: hexosyltransferase activity. The record is from RefSeq and is a predicted model, not a curated record. Gene Ontology annotation, cellular component: Golgi membrane.
UGUCAGUAUGCCGCAAAAUCAGAAUCAAAUCAAAUCAGACCGGGUACUAAACCUGACUGCAAAUACUCGCUAUAUUUUCUCUCAUUUUUGAAAAAAUUUCUUCAUGGAAAAUUGACAUUUGGACAAUAAAUCAUUAUAUUAUAUCCUACAUUCAACCACGGACUACAAGGAAAAUUGACAUUUUGACAAGAAAAAUCAUAUAUUAUUACGUACCAUCAACCGCGGACUAUCAAUUUGAUAGAGGACACAUAAAGAUGAGAAGAAAAUUACGUUACGUUUUAGUUUUGGCCGUUGCCAUCGUGAAUAUCAUUGGUUUCAAUUCUCUUAUGAAAUUGUCUCAUCAACGCCGGCAUGUCGUCGUGGACAAUGUUGAACAAAACCUUCAUGGAGCUAUAAUGGCAGGUGUCCCGAUAAAGGGACCAAGAAGUCUUCGUCCAAUGACAGAUUUAGAAACAAGUCGGAAUGUGAGGCCUCUGAAAACUGCCGAUUUGUUUAAUCAACUGAAGAACCUGAAAACUGCAGAUUUGCUUAAUUUACUAAACCUGAAAAAGAUUGAUGAGAGGACAGCAAACAUGUUACACCGAUUAACACUCUCGGAGAAGGAUGAGAUACUGUCACCUCCUCCGUGUGAAGACGACAUAUAUUUGCUCAUUCUGAUGGUGAGUAGUGUUGGGAAUUUCAAGCGCCGAGCAGAUGUAAGGGAAUGGCUAAAGAUUAAACCAUAUCGAGGGAAGAAAAUUCGGUUGGCUUUUAUCGUUGCACGAGUGUAUGAGCCCAAAACCGAGGCAAAACUACGCAAUGAAAGUUCUGUCUACAAUGACAUCAUACAGGCCAACUAUAAGGAAGCCUAUCGCAAUCUGACAUUCAAGGCCUUGGCAGUAUUAAAAUGGACCGUGACACAAUGUGGGCAUGCAAAAUUCCUGGUGAAAAUUGACGACGAUGCAGUCAUGAUCUAUCAACACAUUGUGGACUAUGUCAUCGGACUGGAGACAAAAAAUGUGACCAUGGUAUACCAAGGCGCUACAUAUGCCGCAUUGGAACCUUUAAGGAAUCCGAAAAGUAAGUGGUACAUCUCUCAUGAAGAUUUUAACAAUGAUACCUAUGCCCCAUAUGCCAGCGGGUUCUUUGUUUUGUUUUCGGCAGAAGCUGUUCAGAAGAUGUACCACGCUUCUUUCCACGUCUCACGAGUCUAUGGCGUCACGAGGCAGACUUUUCCAGUUGAUGACGCUUUCCUUGGGGUCCUUGCAAGAUACAGCAACAUUAAACUGAGGAACCUGCCAUAUGUUAUAUACAAUUGGCCGCAAAUUGAAAAAGUACUGAAGACGGAUAAGUGUAUCCUGGUUAAGUUGAUAGCUUCACAUGGCUUUCGUAAAAGAAGCAACGAGAUAGUCAAGUAUCUAAAACAACUGGAGAAUAUGACUGAAGCUGAAGUGCAAACCUGUGAAAAGAGGAAAAAUGUGUAUCCCAUAAACUAAUAAGGGGUAUUGACAUCCCAAUAGGCUGAACUGAUUUUCACAAGGGGAUGUUGAAAUGAUGUCAAACUUUGAAACUGAAGACCAAACUGAUGUCGCUACAAUGCAAUGACAGUUAAAGCCCCGUUUAACGAUGGCCGUUAUUUUGCCGAUGCCCUAUUGAAUGAAUGAAUGAAUGAACGAAUGAAUGAAAUUUACAUUUAUAUACCGCAAAAUUUUGCUCUAAUGCGGUGUUUCAAAAUAUCGUCUGAACCACUGGGUUUUAGCCCGCACCUGAGAAUAGCAACAGUCUUAGCCUUUUUUAUCUCAAUGAUGAGCUCAUUCCAAAGUCUGGCCGCCUGUACAAGGAAGCUCCUGCCACUGUUCGUCUCCAGGCGAUACCUGGGGAUCCUCAGGAGACAUUUGUCUUCAGUCCUCAGGGAUCGCCCGGAGUCACAUGAUGGGAGGAGCUCGGAUAUGAAAGCAGGGGCAAGUCUGUUUCUUGUUUUGUAUAUGAGGAGCAUUGUCUUGAACUCUAUACGUUCAUGGAUUGGUAGCCAAUGUAGACUUCUCAGCACGGGGGUAAUAUGUUCACGUUUAUGCGUCCCUGUGAUUACUCGCGCUGCGUGAUUCUGAACCUUUUGUAGCUUAUCAAGUAUAUUUUCAUCGGCACCAACGAGCAGGCUAUUACAAUAAUCCAGUCUGGAUAUGACAGUUCAUUGCACUAGAAGUUUUGGAGCUUCUUGCGUAGGAGCUUUCGCAUGCCGCCAAUGUUUCGGAUUUGAAAUGUUGCACACUGUACUAGCUUGUUCACAUGUGGGCCCAUUGACAGCGUUUGAUCAAACAUAACACCAAGAUUUCUGACUGGGUCAGGUGACACAUUGACCUUUAUGCCAGCGACCAUCAGGGCAUGGAUAUUGAGUGAGUUUACGACUCUCUGAGACCCAAACAACUUGAUCUCCGUCUUGGUGGGAUUUCCCUUGAGUUUGUUAUCCCGUCAACUAGUUCUAUUAACAAACCUGUAGUUCUUACUAAAUUCUUGUAAUAAAUUGUGUUAUGUAUUAUUGCAUGUAAGGUUACCCUGAACCCAGUUGUAGCUAGAGAAAAGGUAAUGUCCUCUUCAAACAAAAUGUGAAACUAAAGUUGUUCAGAUCAAAGAAUACAGAAUUAGUUAGUCUUCUAAAGGUUGAAAAGGUACAGAUUUGAGGCAAAAUUAAAGUUGAGGAUCUAUUGUCCCAAACCCAGUCAGGUAGAGGUUAUUAUCCGACGUCACACUUUCUAUCUAUCCUAAAACCUUUCAGAAGAAGUCAGAUAGAUGCACGAUGAAUCAGCACUGCAACUUGACAAUUUCUCACUGGUAGCCAAUUGGGGUGAGGAGACCUGCCUCAAGCAAAAUGCUAACGCUCACAUCGAUGGUGGGUUUCGAUCACGGAUCUCUUGACUGUUAGCCUGAAGACCUGACCAUAACUGCGGCUCCUUUGGUAGAUGGCCGACAUUGCAUCAGGAUGGAGUUGGAGGGAGGGGGCUGAUCAGUUCUUUGUUUUAGUUGGGCACAAACAUGAAAACAGUCAUGAUUGAUCGAAGAGGACGCAACUUUAGUAACCGCUCCAAACUCAACUGAUAAAAGUUUUGACGUAGCAAUGAUCUCUUGCUUUUUUUUAAAGCAAGAUGGCCCACAAUCCCACAAGAAGAGCCACACAAAUGCACAACAUGCCCCACACGGGUUGUAGCCCUGACUGUCUCGACCUAAAUCACCAAUGAUAAGCCGGGCUCUCGGAUAUUGGGGCAACGCUUCAUCAUUAUUAUCAAUCAAUAUACAACCUGGAAUGUCAGAACAAAGCAAAAGUUCUGAUACAAUCAGACAUUUUGUAAACAAACAUAUCCUAAACUUGAUCUAUCACUUGAGGUUUUGAUGUAGGUUGCACAGUUCAAUGGAGUAGGGUUGGAGCAGAAGAUCCUUCCAAUGAUUCCAAUGCAACCUACCAGAAGGACCUUCGCAUAAGUGAACUACUUCUUACUGAAUGCACUGCUUAGCAGCUACAAUGUUGUCUUGAACACAUGAAAUGAACAUUGAAAUCAAACUGAAGAUACUGCAGCAUCAGUCAAGUUGUAUGGCAUCUACAAAUACCAACACCAACUAAAGAUAGAUUUCAGCAUUGGAAAGUAUUCAACCUUGCCCCAUCUGUCAUACCUUCAAUUUUGCAUAUAGUAAUAUAGAAUAUAAGCAUUAUUGUUGUAUACUGGGGCAAGGUUGACACUAGGUAGCAUGAAGCAUAUGCAAUGCUAGGUAAUGCUCAACGCUCAAUUCUUGCCACGCUUGGGAAUUCCAGAGCAUUCUCAGGUGCUAAGAAAAUCAGACACAUAAAGAAGCCAGGGGUGAAGAAGCAGUAAGAAUCUAGAAGAAUUAUGCUUCAUCAGUUCAUCGGCCCGUGACUGACAGCAAAUUUCGUCUAGACAAAAAAAGAUACAACUAGGUUGGCAAAAAUCUUCGUUGAAUCAACUUUACCAGAGUAAAAAAGCAAAACAUUGAUCAAGUACAUACAUCAACUUGUUUACCAAAUUGGCUUUUUUAUAAAAACAAAAUACCUUUCCUAACUAGAGGUGUCUGACUCGAAACAAAUCUCGAGCUAAGAGGUAUUUUGAAUAUGUUUUUGUGAAAUUUUACAUUAAUGUAGCCACUGUCUUUUACUUGGUCCCACCUGAUAGGACUGAUGUCACAAUUGUAUCAGUUGCUUCCCUCAAAGUGCGCCCCACCUUUCGAAAUAUCUUGGAUCCGCCCCUGCAUUUAGGGCAAAGUCCACAAAGUAUCUGUUGCUAAAGAAAGGAUCAAGGUGCUGCACUUUCUUGUUAAUUGAUCAAAAGGACAGAUGACACAGACUGCAACAGCCCAGUGGUGAACUCUAUUCAUGACACAUGAAGCAGCUGUCUCAAUUGUUUUAUUUCGGUCUUAUACUUUUGUUGGCCACGUAAAAUAGUCUGUAGCCUGACAGGACCUAUUAAGGGCAAGCUGAUCACGUGAACACAUCCUCAUCAUAUCAUGGUGGCAUCACAUGGCAAAAUGUGAUUUCAUGACAAAGGUGUGUGCCCCGCUGGGUACUGACAGCAAAAAGUCAUGUGAUCUGCAUUAAGUCAGGCAACAUCUAUCACCGAACACAUUGGAGCAUUGAAAUUUGUCAUGCUACAGAUAAAAAAGUUUUCAAGUCCAAAAAUUUUGUUCACUUGCUUUUUUCUGCUCAAAAUGAAGAAAUAUCAUCAGACCCCAAAAAAUUUGGGCUUUGAAAAUUUUUCAGAAUUUUGAACAUAAAAAAAAUUCAAAUCUGAAGACUGAAAAAAUUUCUAAGUCCAAAUAUCUUGUUCACUUCUUUUUUUCCUGCUCAAAAUGAAGAAACAUCAUCAGCCCCAAAAAAAAUUUGGCUUUGAAAAUUUUUCAAAAUUUUGAACUUAUGAUUAAGUUUAACAAUUUUGGCGGGAAAACGUAAUCAUGCAUUUUGUCCCCGGAUUUUCAACUUCACUAACACGACCAUUCAACCUCGGUCCCAUGAGUGGUCGUGUUACCGGGUUCUACUGUAUGUUUCUUUUUGUUGUUUUUAUCUCAUAUUAUUGUAUCAUAUAUCUUUAUUGGCCAUGUAGAAUUAGCGGAAUGAGCAGAAUGAGUGGAUUCUGUACAAAAUAUGAUAUAAUUUCAUACAAAAUGGAACUUAAUGAAUUCAUUAAGUUUUAAUUUGUUCAACCACAAAGAUUAUUGAAAUCGCUUUUUACAGUCGUUAAGCUAUGACUCGCAAUGAGGGCAUGAAAACUGGUCUGUAGGGACAGUUUAGUUCAGUCAGUAGCCGUGCGCAGCGCUGUAUUACUGUACCCCCCUUUGUCUUCAGAGUUCAGGCAUGGCGACCAUCAUCGUGACAAAUACUUGCUUUUCCAGGUGAUUUAAGCUCAGAAUCCGCUCAUUCCGCUAAUUCUACAUGGCCGUCUUUAUAGGCCUUUUUACACAGUGGUGAUAAACUGAACUGUCCUAAACCAACCCCGGGUCGGUGCUGACAAGGUCACUUCACCUGGAGUUAAAUCCCAUUCAGACAGUGCGGGUUAGCUGAACCGGCUUCGAUCCGGAUCGGAGCCGGUUUGUUCGUGCCUUGGCCGGUUUUAAAUUGUAUUAAAAGGCCUACCAUGGUCACGUUCAACUCAGAAACAUUGAUGUUUUAUCAGCUGUUGCAUCCUCCCUGUAACAGCUUUGACUGCACAUACAAUUUACAGACCAGUUUGGUUUAAAUCUUCAGAUCUCAAAAUGUAUAAAAAGUCUAUGAACAACAUGUAGUCCUUGAACAACAUAGUGUCUAUGAACUUCCCUUGCAAUAUGUCAAUUGUACAGGCCCUAUUAACUGAUGGAUAUCAUAGGAUACACAUGGUUACAUACAUACACGCAUCUUAGAUGUAUAACAUGACUCAUCGCUAUACAAUGUAUAUAUAAAACACACAGACUCAAACCGAUCUGGUCCGAUCGCAUUUACACAGCGUGAAGCCGUCUUGACCGGCCUAAUACUCCUGAACCGACCCGAGACUGUGCUAUUUGGCGAGUCUCGGGUGGGUUCUCGGG